GUGACGUAGCCGGACGUGACGUACUCACCGGUCUGUUGCUUCUAUUUCGCACGGUAUCCACUUUGUCUCGCUCUGCGUUUUUGCCGUCAUUCUUGCAGGAAUCCAAAGAGCUUGUCUUGAGCGAGGCGGCCGCGGAAAGCAGCAGCAUGUCCACGGCGCUGGAGAGCUACAUUAACCGUACGGUCGCCAUCGUGACGUCAGACGGCAGGAUGAUCGUGGGCACGCUCAAGGGCUUCGACCAGACCAUCAACUUGAUCCUGGACGAGAGUCACGAGCGCGUGUUCAGCUCUGGUCAGGGUGUGGAGCAAGUUGUUCUGGGACUCUACAUCGUGCGGGGGGACAACGUGGCUGUGAUCGGCGAGAUCGACGAGGAGACGGACUCCACGCUGGACCUGGGAAACAUCCGAGCCGAGCCCCUCAACUCCGUCGUCCACUGAUCUUCCAAACUCGCAACAAUGUCUUUUUUUUUUAAUUGUUAGUUUUAUAUGAGUCUUGUUCUGUUCAGUGACAUUUUAUGCUUGAAUAAAGUUUGGGACUGAUAAAAA
Hippocampus zosterae (dwarf seahorse) is the source of this 545-nucleotide messenger RNA. RefSeq names its product LSM8 homolog, U6 small nuclear RNA associated (gene lsm8). Gene Ontology annotation, cellular component: U6 snRNP; U4/U6 x U5 tri-snRNP complex; precatalytic spliceosome. The record is from RefSeq and is a predicted model, not a curated record. Gene Ontology annotation, molecular function: RNA binding. Gene Ontology annotation, biological process: mRNA splicing, via spliceosome. The transcript has 4 exons. Lineage: Eukaryota; Metazoa; Chordata; Actinopteri; Syngnathiformes; Syngnathidae. The coding region runs from base 147 to 437 and encodes 96 amino acids.